AUGAGUAGUUCAGAGAUAGUAUAUCCUAUAACACCAUUACCAACUUCAAGCUCAAGUAAAACACUCACGUUAAUCAAUGACCAAGAUCAAGAGGAUUUACAACAUGACAUAUAUCAAAAAUAUAAUAAUAAUCCGGUAUUAAUAACGUAUCAUCCUCAAAUCCAAUAUGUACCACCUUUGAAUUUCUCUCUUGUUGAAGAUAGAAUAUAUCGAAGUGGAUUCCCCAUGCCGAUAAAUUAUCCAUUUUUAGAACAAUUAGGAUUGAAAACUAUUAUAUACUUGGGAGAUUUAGAUAUUUAUGCUAAUUAUUUACAAUGGAUAUCCACUACUGAUAUUCAAUUUCAUAAUUUAUUAAUUGAAUCAUCUCAAGAACCAUUUAAUAAACCAGAAGAACAUAGACAAGCUCAAGAAUCAUUGACGAAAGCGUUACAACUCCUCUUAAAUAAGAAUUGUUUCCCUAUAUUGAUUCAUUCCAAUAAGGGGAAACAUCGGACAGGAUUAUUAGUUGGAUUAAUGAGAAAAUUAUUACAAGGUUGGUGUAUGAGUGGGAUAUUUGAAGAAUAUGAAAAAUUCGCUAUGGGGAAAUCUGAUUUUGAUUUGGAAUUUAUUGAAUUAUGGCAACCUGAAUUAUGGAUUAAUGAUGAUUUAAAACCUGAUUUCGUAAGAAUAUGA
Molecule: messenger RNA, 672 nt
Organism: Scheffersomyces coipomensis
Lineage: Eukaryota; Fungi; Ascomycota; Pichiomycetes; Serinales; Debaryomycetaceae
Exons: 2
Coding region: 1-672 (223 amino acids)
Cellular component (GO): cytoplasm
Molecular function (GO): inositol diphosphate tetrakisphosphate diphosphatase activity; phosphatase activity
Source: RefSeq, a predicted model, not a curated record